UUUUUGCUAUGUUUAACCAAAAUCCCACAUGUUUAUUGUUAUUGUGUGUUUUAAGCUACUUCGUCUAUAUUGUGUAAUGGGAAAGGUGUGAAAUGUAGUAUUUUCAUUCAAUUACUUCAGUGAACAUAGUGGCCUUCGAAGAUAUAAUAAAAUGAUUAUGUAAUUAAUUCGACGUGAUAAAGCAGCUAUAUUAAAUUCAUACGAAUUUAAGGAAGUGUGUGUAUAUAAUAAAUUCAGUUAGCCAUAAUGACAACUCGAAAGAGAAGUGGAUCUGGCUCAAAAAGACAGCUGAAGGAGAAAGUUGUGCAGAUUUAUGAGUCGUUCUUCAAGGGUGAAGACCCCUCAUUAGGAAACCCAAACUUCUGGGAAGAACUCUUUCUUCUUAAACCCAAAGUUUCCAGUUUGGAGGCAGAAAUUCAGAAAUUAAAUGGAGAACAGUUGGUAGCAUUGAAGGAAAAUAUCAACACUCUCUUCAAGCACUGUAUCGUGACUUUAGGGCAUGAACACCAUAUACGCGUUGUGUACGCUUUGCAGACACUUUGUGCUUUAAUCCAUAGCAUCUAUAAAAAAACUUCGGCUGAAUUUGGUUUUGAUGUGAUUAACAUCCUCAUGGGAUUUGAUGUUUCUGAUGAAAUGAUGCAGAUGUUACUAGAUCACUGUAGUAAUUUUUUAACUGGUGAGUAUCCGACUAGUCUCAAAGCUCUCUGCCUUAAGCUCCUUCUGGUGUUGGUGACAGGAACUGACAAUGUCAGUCAGAAUACACUGCUGGAGUACCUUAUGGUAAACAUCAUAUUUGAAGCCCUCAUACAGUUGCUUAAUGAACCUGCAAACAGAGCGCAGCACGGUCAUGACGCAGUCCUGUUGCUGACCCUCCUCGUCAAUUACCGGAAACACGAAUCAACUAAUCCAUACAUUGUCAAGUUGUCUAUUCUAGAUGAUGAAUUGGCUUUAAAUGGAUAUGGCCAGGUCAUUACCUCCUGCUUGACGGACUUUUGUCGUCAGUUUAUGGCCCAGCACAUGGAACCGCAAUCAGCUAGUUGGCUGUCAUCCCUGACAAAUAUGGUGGGGAACAUGUUUGUUUCAGAGGAAGGUGGAGUUCGGACACAGCAGAUACGGGCAAACAAUGCUGUCCUGGUGGCACUGUAUGAAGCAGUACAUCUGAAUCGCAACUUCAUUACCACACUUGCGCACACACAGACUGAUACCAGUGCCCCUCCGUCCCCGAGCAAUACGCUCAAUUCAUCGCAGCCGACUCCAGAUCUCUCUGUUCCGCCAAUAGUCGACAUCUUUGCUCAGCCUUCAAAUUUACUUGUUACGUUUUUCCAGUACUGCUCUAUAGUGAUGCAAGAUACAAAAUCGGAAGCGAGCGUGAACAACGUGAAGUUGUGCUUUCUCAUACUGACAUGUAUAUCAGAAGAUCAGUAUGCCAAUUCACUCAUGCAUGAUGUCAGUCUUGUAUUCAAAGUACAACUCCAUCGUCUGCCAAUGAGGCAUCGCAAGGUUGCGCCUGACAAAGCGUCGCCGUCGCAGCCACUUGCCUCCACUCUCCUGGAUUUACUAGUGGAAUUCAUAAUGAGUCAUAUGAUGAAGAAGUUACCCAUGGAGUUAUACUUGCAUUGUGUGGGGGUGAUACAUCGGGUGCUGUGCUAUCAGAAACGCUGCCGAGUACGACUGAACUACCAGUGGAAAGAACUCUGGACGGCCCUCAUUACACUGCUGAAGUUCCUUCUUGCUAAUGAAAAUCAUUUGGCAAAGAAGAUGAAUAUCUUUCACUUAGCACUUCAGGUUGUGAAUAUUUUCAACUUGUUCAUCACAUACGGAGACACAUUCCUUCCUUCACCAGGCAGCUAUGAUGAACUAUAUUAUGAGCUGAUCCGGAUGCAUCAAGUUUUUGACAACCUCUACUCUAUGGCUUUAAGAUACUCAACAAAUGAUGGGGAAUUUAAGGACAAUGCUUUGAGACUGACCAACAGCUUAAUUAAUAUAAGGGCGAUUAUCAAUCACUUCUCUCCUAAAAUUGAAGCAUGGUUGGCUAGCCAAGGAUUGUCCACGCCCUCAGAAGACCAGAUAUUGGAUGUUGUACGAAAGAACUACGACAGCCUAACUCUAAAACUACAGGACAGUCUAGACCAAUAUGAACGGUACACAGAGAAACCGCGUCAUGCUGCGUUCUUUACGGCAAUGGUUCGUAGCGUGGUGAAUGACACCAGACAAAACAUAGACUUUGCAUCAUUAGAGCUUCAAACCAUCCUUCAAGAGUUUUCAUCAAUAUCAUGAGACUUCAUAAACGACAUGUAUUCGCCAUGGCUUUAAAGCCAUAUUUACAAUUAAUAUUUAAAUAAUGAUUGCUGGAACUUGGAAACUCUUUGCAGGAACUUCCAGAAAAAUGUAAUAUGUUGUAAAAUAAGUAAGACUAAUGAAACAGAAGAAUAUUUUAUAAAAGAAAUCUGUUAAAAAUUUUCUGUGGCUGUAUACAUUAGCAUCAUUAAAUGUAAUAGUAUUAAUACUUUAUAAUUUGAGUAGUAAAUAUCAAAAU
Messenger RNA from Zootermopsis nevadensis, 2536 nucleotides. Its product is annotated as armadillo-like helical domain-containing protein 3. NCBI's taxonomy places the organism in Eukaryota, Metazoa, Arthropoda, Insecta, Blattodea, Termopsidae. The record is from RefSeq and is a predicted model, not a curated record. Gene Ontology annotation, cellular component: cytosol.